This is a messenger RNA of Symbiodinium natans, 393 nucleotides long. NCBI's taxonomy places the organism in Eukaryota, Dinophyceae, Suessiales, Symbiodiniaceae. The record is from the annotation of a GenBank genome assembly.
AUGGCUUGCAACCACGAGUGGUUUCACAGAUUGCUUGUCGGUUGCGAUAUGCCAGCGUGGCACCAUGCGCUGACAAUCUUCGUUGCGGCGACAGUGUUGGUACAGGCCAAGCCCAAAACAUAUCCACAGCACUCCUCGAAGGUUCAUUGGAAAAAAGAAGGUGAAUGUGCGAAGGGGCCUUGCGCAGGGUUCCAUCCAGACGAGAAUGACGACUGUGUGAGCCACUGCGUUUCUGAUGCCUGCUAUGCGGAAGUCUACGCAGGAGAUCCCUUGGAGCCCGGAGAAGUGGAUCGCACCAGACAAACAAGAUUCAACACAUGCGUUCGUAAAGAGCAUGAUGAUGAGAACAAGCGGCUUGUGGAGGAGCGAAAAGCUGCGAAGGCUGCGGGGUGA